UAUCCUUUAAUAAUGAAAAGCAAAAAAAAUUGAAUUUGAUAGUUAAUGAGUUACAAGUUUAUAUGUAGGUACAGAACCAUUGAAUUGAAAUCAAAAUGUACAAACUACUUUACAAAACUGCAGUGACAAUUAAUACCUUAGACUUAUAACUCUGCUAUCGACACGGAAUACUCGUCAUUUAAGAAGUUCAAGCGAUAAGCACGAACGGACACACACGUCAGUACAUUUUGAGAUAAAGAAGACACCUGCUUAACAAUGUAUGUAUAUAUAUAUAUAUAAGAAAACAAUCCUUUGUUUUGCAAACCACUCGUUAUUGCGACAUAGUUAUCAUGUCCACUAAUAAAAAGAUUUGCAUGUUAUUAUUUGUGUUGUUCUGUGAAGCUAUUGCGUUGGAAGGGCCAAUACAAAAGGCGUUGCAAACAGCUGAGAACCAACUGAGAAAUGGACCAUUGUCUUCUGUCAUUGGACAAGGUCUUGGUCAGAGUCUGGCGCAAAGUUUGGGUCAUGGACUUGGGGGUUUAGGGCAGGGAUUGGGCCAAGGUCAGAGCGGCCCCGGCUACCAGACCAUGGUCAUAUACAACGAAAUCAUGAGACAAUAUUACGAAGUGGUGAAACGAUAUCUAGACUACAAGAACAGGAAUAUUAACACUAACGGCAUUCAAAACCCAGAAUUUCGUUACCUGGAGGAAUUGCUAAGCAAAAUGAGUUUGAUUGAACUAAGAAAAUUAUUAGCACUACUUGGAAAUCAAUAAAAAAUUGGUGUCACACAUCUGCUCAACCAUUCAGUCUGUCUAGACCUCUGACCACCCCGCUGCAAGCAAGAAAUACAAUUUCAAAUAUUGGUCAUACGAGAAAUUUAAUUCCCGCCAAUAACCGACCAUUUAAUAACAAUUUAAUGAACACAAACAACAAUAAUUUAUUUAAUCAAAAUUUAGGUAAAAGAAAUGUUGUAGCUAAUAAUCUAAAUGCCAAUCCAAAUUUAGUGGAAGCAAAUUUAGGCAACAUUAAUUUGGCAAACGGGUUUAAUUUAAAUACUGGCAAAUUUAUGCCAGUCAAUAAUCCAGUUUUGGCACAGGCACUGGCACGCCAGAACUGUGGCGUGCAAAUAUUGGCGGAUGCGCUACAAGUGGCUGGCAACAUUAAUGUGAACGGGCAAUAUCCAAUU
This is a messenger RNA of Amyelois transitella, 1165 nucleotides long. RefSeq lists its product as uncharacterized. The record is from RefSeq and is a predicted model, not a curated record. The transcript is spliced from 4 exons. Bases 330 to 752 code for a protein of 140 amino acids. Lineage: Eukaryota; Metazoa; Arthropoda; Insecta; Lepidoptera; Pyralidae.